Messenger RNA from Zerene cesonia (dogface butterfly), 2117 nucleotides. RefSeq lists its product as uncharacterized. The coding region runs from base 253 to 1275 and encodes 340 amino acids. The transcript is spliced from 6 exons. The record is from RefSeq and is a predicted model, not a curated record. Lineage: Eukaryota; Metazoa; Arthropoda; Insecta; Lepidoptera; Pieridae.
UCUAGACGUCAGUUUGAAAGUAUUCUUACGCUCGUCCGGACGCCGGCUAUCGUAAGACCGACGCGCAGUCUUCGGCUACAGUUCCAAAUUUAAAAUUUUAUUAUUAUAAUUUUUUUAUUAGUGGACAGUGAUAUAAACAAUUAAAAACCGUUUUGUGAUUUUGACGUUUGAUUGGAUACUAUUGGACACUAUUGGAUAUUAUUGGACACCUAUUGGAUUGUUUAUUAUACGCAAAAUAAUGCACAGCCAGUAAUGGAUCCCCUCACGUGGUUGUCGUUGGGGCUGCAGCUUGCAGCUCUGUGCUCGAUCGUGGGCGCGUUACUCCUCUACCUACUGAGAAAGGUGAAGGUCGGCGAGGUGUUGCCAGUGGACAGUGCGAAAACCGUUCUCGUCACAUCCGUGGAUUCGGCACUUGGACUACAGAUAGCCACAUACCUCAGCAGCCGCGGCUGGCGCGUGAUAGCAGGAUGCCGGCAAGGCGGUCUCGGCGCUCGUCUCGCGGAGUCCUGGCUGCAGAACCACGUCGCGUCCACGCCGGAGGACCAGCCGCCGCCGAGACUGGUCACCCUCGAGCUGGAUGUGGCUAGGGAGGAUCUGUUGGAAGAAGCCGCGAGGGCCACUGCGCAGCACUUGCCGGCUGGUGAACAUGGUGUAUGGGCAGUAAUAAACACAGCGGGCAGCAGCGGGCGCGGCGGCGCGGCGUGCUGGGAGUCGGCGUUACGCGGGAACGUGCUCGGCGCGCUGCGCGUUGCGAGGACGUUCGCGCCGCUGCUCGCUGCUGCGGCUGCUGACCAUCCUUAUGCGGGCAGACUGUUUUAUAUAGGACUAACAUCAGACACGGCAUGCGAGAGCCUCUCCCGCGUGGAGGGAUCAGGCGAGAGCUUCGCAGGCGCGGCGGCCGUGCGCUGGGGCACGUGGGGGGCCGCGCGCGCGCUGCGCGCCGCGCUACGGGCCAGCCGCUUGCAUGUCGUCCUACUGCACGCACCCGAUCUAUCCGCCACGGAAAUAUAUUCGCCGCCCGCGCUCCUGACACCGUCCAGCCAACCCGCCAGCCGCCCCGAAACGCCGAGUUCAGAUGUAAGUUCAACAACAGCGACUUGCGCCGUCACGAUGCCGGGAGAAGCAGCCGAAUACAGCGCCAAGGUGCUUCCCACCGCGGCCCUAAAGGUCCUAGAAGACGCCCUCACCUGUCCCUCUCCGAGAGAUUCCUACUACCUGAAGAUGAAACAAGAUUCUUGGUUCACAAGAAUGCCGUCGUUGAGAGUCGCUCCAUGAGCUUUAAAUUCAUUGCUUUGACGAUUGUUAGAUGAUCUUGAUGCAAAUUGAUUAGAUUCCGAAUAUUAUAUUAGCUCGAUUUAGAAAUAAGUCUAGUAACGACCGCCUCCAGAGCAAAAUGUUCACGCUAAAUUAUCUGUUUUACGAUACAUUUUGAGAUAUCUAAAUAAUGUAAAUAUUAUAGCCUGUUAACGGAAGAAAAAUUUUUAUAUUCAUUUAAUUAUACCUAAAUAUUUUUUCAGUCAUAAAUACGUUUUGGUUUAUGAAUAUAAAUAUAUAUUAUGCAUUACUUGAAGUCACAACUAAAUGCGCCUGUACAUUAAGAAUAUAAUUAUUAACAAUAGCACACUAUUUUCAAUACAUUAAGGAAAUAAACUAAAACCUUAUGUAUUUCUUUAAGUCACAAAUCUAUUUUAUCAUUAUAUUUAUUCGUAUAUCGUGUUAACCCUUAGUUCAUAGUUAUAAGUUCGUUAUAAUAUCGAUAAUAUAGAUUUUAUCGACCUGCUUGUCCCUUCACGACGGCACGGGAAAGUGGAUGUUGUGUGCCAAACAUAUUUAAAAAUAUUGAUUUUGAAACGACAUAACAUAUGUAUAAUUAUGUUAUGUGGAACAUUCAGAGUCGACAACGAAAUCGAUAUUACUGUAUUUUCUAAGCAAAUCAAUAUAUAUUCUAUAUUCUAUGCACUGCCAUAAUAUACACAAUACAAGCGCUAGACUAUGAAAUAAUUUGAUACGACUAUGGUGAUCACUAAUCUUAUUGGUUCUAUAUUUUGAAACAUGAGUUGUGGACACCUUUAUGAUGCUAUGGAAUCAAGAGUAGGUAGAUACCUAUGCCAUAUUUA